This is a messenger RNA of Lagopus muta (rock ptarmigan), 3815 nucleotides long. RefSeq names its product citramalyl-CoA lyase (gene CLYBL). Gene Ontology annotation, molecular function: (S)-citramalyl-CoA lyase activity. NCBI's taxonomy places the organism in Eukaryota, Metazoa, Chordata, Aves, Galliformes, Phasianidae. The transcript has 8 exons. Gene Ontology annotation, biological process: regulation of cobalamin catabolic process. Bases 48 to 1067 code for a protein of 339 amino acids. The record is from RefSeq and is a predicted model, not a curated record.
CGGCGUUCCCCAGCCAAUAGGCAGCGGCGGGGCGGGGCGAGGCGGCGAUGGCGGCGGCGGUGGCGGUGGCGACGGCGACGCGGGGCUGGCGGUGGCUGCUGAGUUCUUCUCUGCCAGCUGGCGUCCCCAAGCUGAGCUAUCGCUUUGCAUCAUCUCACAAGUACAUUCCCAGGAGAGCUGUGCUGUAUGUACCUGCGGAUGAUGAAAAGAAGAUACAAAAAAUCCCAUCACUAAAUGUCGAUUGUGCGGUGUUGGACUGUGAAGAUGGCGUGGCUCUGAACAGAAAGAGAGAAGCAAGGCUGACAGUUGUGAAAACGCUUGAAGAGUUUGACAUUGGCCGUGCUGAGAAGUGUGUGAGGAUAAACUCCGUGUCCAGUGGCCUUGCGGAGGAAGAUCUAGAGGUGCUUUUGCAGUCCAAGACUCUUCCUUCAAGUCUGAUGCUGCCGAAGGUUGAAAGUGUGGAAGAAGUUAAAUGGUUUGCAGACAAAUUCGCACAUCACUCGAAAGGCCGAACACUUGCAGAACCAAUGCAUUUUAUCCCAUUUGUGGAAACCGCGGUGGGGUUGCUCAAUUUUAAGGCUGUCUGUGAAGAAGCAUUGAGAACAGGAUCCCAGGUUGGCUUUCAUUUGGAUGCAGUCGUCUUUGGAGGAGAGGAUUUCCGUGCCAGCAUAGGUGCAACAAGCAAUAAGGAAACUCACGAUAUCUUGUAUGCCAGGCAGAAAAUAAUAGUCACAGCAAAGGCAUUUGGCCUCCAAGCAAUAGACCUGGUUUACAUUGAUUUCCGAGAUGAAGAUGGGCUCCGUAGGCAAUCAAAGGAAGGUGCCUCGAUGGGCUUCACUGGUAAGCAGGUGAUUCACCCUAACCAAAUUGCUGUUGUCCAGGAACAGUUCUCUCCCAGCCCUGAAAAAAUAAAGUGGGCACAAGAACUGAUUUCUGCUUUUGAAGAACAUCAGCGUUUAGGAAAGAGCCUUCUGAGUACACGCAUAUAUCUCUGCAGAAUCGGUGAAUUAAAGCUGCUUCUGAGUCGCACCACCAAAAGAAAAUAUUUGCCAGCAAAAGGCAGGUAGAUGGGCAGAAGACUCCAACAGCUUGUGCAGGCAUAAUUGAUGGAAAGGGGUAAACAGCUCAGGAAGAUUCAGUUUUCAGAAAAUCUCUGUGCUGCUAAAACUGCCUCGCUUUUGGGGGGGGUUGAUCCUGCAAACAUCCCUAGCAGUGAGUAGAUUUACUUCUGAGCAGAGCUGCUUGCGGAUUGUGGUUCUUAAUCAUUAAAAAUGGGAAUGUUUUAUGUGCAUUUACACCGAUUGCUGGACCUGAAAUUUGGAUAGAGUGGAAAGCAAAUUAACACUAGAAUAUGAUUGUUCCUAAUUUAGUGCAUCAUUGAGUCUCACGUUUCCUGCUCUGUGGGUUUCUGCUAUGUAAAUAUUGCGGUGGUGAUGCGCAAUCUGUCUCCACUUUGUGCCAGUAAUACUUAAAUUAGGGGUCGCCUGAAGGAAGAUUUUAUGCUAGUUGCAGCAUUGUCAGUUAAUUAUCUUAAAGGUUAUUUGCUAUAAUCCAGUUUGCCUCUUUUUGAAUGAAGAAAGUUGUGGUGAAAUAUGUUUGUCUUAGUGACAGCCAAGCCCGGGACAGCCAAAAUCCCGAUGUCAGAGCGGGUAGUGGGGGCGUGCAGAAAUGGUUUACACUUGCAUGUGUGCAAUUCGAGUGGGAAAAAAUAUCUUUGUUAAUGAAGCUCACAUGUAGGGCGGUGCAUAGAUUCUCGCUUUCUCUGGUGCAGCUUAGAGAUUUUCUGUGUGUUUUGUCGCUUGCUGGUGGGUAGGAAUAAGCUGCAGCGUGCCCCUUCCCUGUUCCCUUGUAUCUCGGCUGCCCCAGGUGUUGUGUGUUACAGAUUCUAAAAAAGGUCAAAGCAGAAACGAUGCUUUCAUCUCAGGAUGAAAGUGUGACAAGGUAUUUGUUAUUGGUCUGCCCUUCUCUUUGCGAAGCUGCCGCAUCCCGUCUGCGGUGCCGAGGUGUUUCUAAUGCGUCCUUUACUAUCAUAUUUGGGUGCCAUCCUGAGCAGUUAUUUCAGGGUCACUGUUACUGUAUUACAUGCCUGGAUCUCUUUGUUCUACUUCCCCUAUUUUGGAGGGUGACUGUCUUCCUGUUAGUGGUUUAGAAAUAGAAAAUCUGUGACCAGCAUUGCACGUUAUCUUGAUUUUAAAAACUUGGGUCUGUUGGCAAAGGCAUCAUUAUAAAUGAGCUGCUAGAGCAAGAGUGUGGGCAGGUAGAUGCAGAAUGAAAAAGUCAAAUGACAUGUUCAGCCCGAUAUUGUUUAUUUUUCACUGCUUGUAAAAUGCUUUUAAUUCACCGAAUUUAGAAACUCAUCUAUGGAAUACCCCUGUCGUUUGUACAGCCAGUGAGGAGACUGGGAGAGAUGUAACUACAGUCCCAGUCUCACACAACAAUGAAGCUACAGAUGUUAAAAUGCAAGCACUCUGCAUUAGCAAGCAUUAUUCUUUGGAUUUGUUUCGUAGCUGCAAUUUUAUUGGCACGACAUUGGUUUCCUGAUCACAUCAGCCAUUUUUUGGUGUGUUUUAAUAAAUGCUUUUCAUUUAGGUUGUAAGCUUCUGUAAGCAGACACAAGUACAGAUUUGGGGGGGGUUGCAUCUUGGUGUAUUAUUUUAACCAUGCUUCAUAUAUGUAUGCUUUGUAUCUCUCUGUAAAAAGAACUGGCAGGUUAAUCUGAGAACUUCUGAUCCUCACACCACUUCAGUGUUGCUGGGCUUCCUAACCAAACUGGAAAAACAGUUUUCUCUGUAGUGCUUCCUGCAAACUUCUUAGCUGGGUUUGCAUUUUGGUAUUGAAAACGUGUCAGCUAGAAGAGCUCAGGCAGCCUGAUUACUUCAUAUUUUUCCAAGGCAAACAUAUCUCACCGAGGGAGCCUCUGGCUCUGCGUCCUAGAGACACGCUAAAAUGUAAGUAAUAACUCUUCCCGUGCCACCUCCUGACAAAUGCUCCACACAGUGGUUUUAGUAAUCCUCAUGUCCUAAUGAAACACCUCUUCUGUUUUCCUUCUCCUUUUAUUUUAUUAAAGCGUUCGUGUCAGUAGGGCUGAAAAUAUAGCUGUGGUUAAUAUGGUUGAGACUUGUGUGCUUUUGCCAUGUUAUUAAUCAAAGUUGAAAGCCUGGAAAAAAUAAAUGUGAGGGAUUUGUGUGGUUGUUUGCGCAGCAGAUAAGUUACUGGUCUUUGGUCUCUGGGAUCGCAGUUUAUUAUUCAUUGGUUUUAAAGUUUGCUGCCCUUGGUCAACAGUAUUUUAUAUUAAAAUACAGUGAUCAGCUUUUACAAUCGGUUCCAGUUUGAGAGAGACAAUUACCAUAAUCAUCUUUCUUUGAGAAAAGGCUGAGGCAGGCUCCUUCCUCCUGGAAACUGACAAGCUUAGGCAGAGCAGCCCCCGAGUUGUAUUUGAGUAUUGAGGAUCCUAAAAAUUUGCCUAUCAGAUGAGCACUGCAGAGCUGGAGAUGCUGCGACAGCGUCCAAACAGAUGAGUGUUAAAGACUUCGCUGGCCAAAAACAGGUUUACUUUACAGAGACCGUGCUGUUUGGGGUGUUGUUUUGGUUUGGCUUCUAGGCUGGUUUCAUUGUAUUUUUUUAAAUAUAUUUUCAACUUGAAAAAUAGCAUAUGGAGGAAAUAAAUAGUAACAGUGCAUUCUGGGCAAAUAAAAGGCAAACGCUAAAAACGUACAUUUCGUGUUUUAUCAAUUUACAUAUUAAAUGUUCUCUAUUGUCUAGGAAUUUGAGAUCUAGAAAUAAAAAGUACUGGAAGAAAAUAAAAAAGUAUUAUU